Messenger RNA from Kickxella alabastrina, 2011 nucleotides. RefSeq names its product P-loop containing nucleoside triphosphate hydrolase protein. Gene Ontology annotation, molecular function: nucleic acid binding; ATP binding. The coding region runs from base 208 to 1866 and encodes 552 amino acids. The record is from RefSeq and is a predicted model, not a curated record. Gene Ontology annotation, cellular component: nucleus. The transcript has a single exon. Lineage: Eukaryota; Fungi; Kickxellomycota; Kickxellomycetes; Kickxellales; Kickxellaceae.
AAGAAGGACAAGGCCAAUAAGAAGGACAAGACUGAGAAGGACAAAUCGGCCAAAUCCAAGGACAAGAAAGAAAAGAAGGACAAGAAGAAAUCAAAAAAGGAUAAAAAGUCCAAAAAGCAAUCGGCAGACACAGAUACACAGUCAGGUUCAGAGCCAGGUUCAGACGCAGACGCAGACGCAGAUGCGGAUAUAGCUGUGGACGCAGAGAUGGAGGGCAGCGACAAUUCCUCGACAGCCGAGCAGCCAACACAACACAGCGAGGACGAGCCUGUUCCCGAUGGUCUGCAACGCUUCCCCGACUUUUCGCAGGAGGCGACGAUUUCAUCCUCGGCCGCGCAGGAGGCCGCGCGCAUGGGAAUCCCACAAUGGCUGGCACAGCCGACGACAGUAGAUCGUGACGUGACAGCACCGGCCAACGACCCACGUUUUGGUCUUUCGGGGCACAUCCUGGGGCAGUGCAGCAAGGCAGGCAUCGACCAGCUGUUUGCAGUGCAAUCGGCAGUGAUCCCGGUUCUGCGCGCGGCGCACUCGCUGUCGCGGCUGCGGCAACACGUGCGCGACGUCUGCGUGUCGGCGCCCACGGGAAGCGGCAAGACGCUGGCGUUUGUGAUCCCGAUUGUGGAGAAGCUGCGGGCGCGCGUAGUCGUGCGGCUGCGCGCACUGGUUGUGCUGCCGACAAAGGAGCUGGCGCAGCAAGUGAAGGAGAGCUUUGACUUUUUCUGCGUCGGCACGGAUCUGCGCGUGGGCCUGGCGACGGGUGACAUGUCGCUGGGCAAGGAGCAGGCGGCGCUGGUGGUCGGCGGCAGCGGCAGCGCGGCGAGCGGCGGCAGCAGCCGCGUCGAUAUUUUGGUGUGCACGCCAGGGCGGCUGCUGGACCACCUGGCAAUGACGCGCGGGUUCACGCUGCAGCACCUGGAGUUCUGGGUGAUGGACGAGGCCGACCGGCUGCUGGGCGAGGCAUACCAGGAGUGGCUGCCCAAGGUACAGGCUGCGAUCGAGGCGGAAGCCGAGCCCGAGGCUGAGGCUGGCACUGGCCUGGGUGAGCACGGUGUGCCGACGGCCGACGCGUGCACGCGGCGCAGCGCGCUGGCGAGGCUGGAUCCGCUGGCGCCGCCGGCGCCGCGCGUGCAGAAGCUGCUAUUCUCAGCCACGCUGACGCGCGACCCAGGAAAGAUUGCGCGGCUCAAGCUGGUGCGGCCGCUGUACGUGGCGGUCACGCAGCCGCAGGCGGACAGCCAGGCGGACGGCACAGCGCGGUACGCGUUCCCGGCGUCGCUGCGCGAGUUCUACGCGAUGUGCGCGGCGGACGAGAAGCCGCUGUGGCUCAUGUGGCUGCUGUGGACCGAGGGCGUGCGGCACGGGGUGUGCUUCACAAAGUCCCUCGAGACGGCGCACCGACUGGCGCAGGUCAUGCAGGCAUGGGCGGCGGCCGUCACCGACUGGCCUGAGGGCCGGCCAGCGGUUGUCGUGGCCGAGUACUCGAGCGACUUGGCGGCCGGCGAGCGCGCGCGCAUUAUGCGCAUGUUCCGCGCUGGCGAGAUCAGCAUGCUGAUCUGCUCUGAUCUGAUUGCGCGCGGCAUGGACGUUGACCAGAUCAGCGCUGUGGUCAAUUAUGAUGUGCCGGUGCAUAUGAGCCAGUACACGCACCGCGUGGGGCGCACGGCGCGUGCCGGGCGCGAGGGCGCGGCGUACACACUGGUUGGGUCGGCGCAGGCGUUCCACUUCAAGAAGAUGAUGAAGGAAAACGGCCACUGGGACGGCGUGCUGCGGCGCGUCGACCCAGCCAAGGACGUGCUGGAGGGCCUGCGUGGCCAGUACAAGGCGGCGCUCGAGCGCGUGGGCGAGAUCUACGGAGAGAUCAAUUAAGGGGCUGAUCGCGGUGGGCACAAUCACGCAUUUAACCCGAAUGCUUGCGCUUUUCAUCGGCAGCGCAUUCAGCCCUGAUGCAGGCAAGCAGGUGUUUCAUUAGUGCUGUCUCGCAACAAUUUUUUUUUUGACAUUUCAGUUCCGC